UAUUACAGGCAGCAGAAGAAAAAUAAAUAGCAAUGAAAAGAAAUGAAAUAAAUGUCUAUAAUUUAACAUCGAAGCAAAUUUUGAUUCAUACUGACAGACAGAAAAUCUCCCUUAGUGUUUGUUAAUUCCCAUCAGUUCAACCCUGCAUCGCUGUUACUUUUAGAUUUAGAAGCUUGACGAACGCCGUAAAAGCUUCUCGGGUAAGUACAACCCUGCAUUGAAGAUCAGAAAAAGAGGAAAAGCUUAGCGAGGGUUUUGACGAAAGAAUGAAAGCUUCGUGAGCAAGCGGGAAUGAGCUAGCUCUGUGGCGGUGAACGAGUCAUUCACUCGGAUAAGUUUCGACAGUACAGUCGCGCGUGUGAGAAAUUAAAAAAAAAAAUGGACGCUCGUCGCUCGGAAGCGGAAGGGAAUCCGAAUUCCCAGGACGACUGUCGUGAGGAUUACGACAAUGACGCAGUCGGUAAAUUUGUCAGAAUUGUUCCGAAGAAACGCAAGUCGAAAGAGGUUCCGGUGCCAAGUCCGGCAUGCAAGAUCCCGAGAACUAAAGGCAAGCAUACGAAGUCUAACAAAUGUACGGUGGCAGGUUCCGCAGCUGAGAUUUCCAAAAUCGAAGCCAAGUUAGCGGCCGUCGUUCGAGAUCUGGAGAUUGAGAGGAGUCGCAGCUCAGCAUUGGCCGAGCAAUUGAAACAAGUUCAAGAAGGAAAUUGCAGCUCGAAAGACAGCGUCGACAGCAUGGCAACAGGUUCAGCGGCCGGGCAAAACUUCUACGCGGGAGCCGGCCCAUCCAGCACUCGACGAGCGGAGCAGCUGUCUGCGUUGGAAGGCACUCGAUUUGUUUCAUCAAUCAACCAGUUAUCAGUAUCAUCUGUCAAUAUACCGGAAUGCAAAGCGCCCGAAGGGGAGGAAUUACAAAGGCACAGCUUCGAAAUGUGGAAGGAAAUGCUGCAGGACUCGAUGUCACUGGCAGGCGUCCAAGACGAAAAGAUCAAGUAUACGGUGUUCAAACUAAAAGCUGGACCCAAACUGCUUGAUAUAUUCCGCAACACCAAAUCCGAUCAAGGAGCACCUAAUGCUGAAGAACUCCCGUACUCAAAUGCAAUGCACAGACUGAAGGCCUAUUUUGGUUCAGGAUCGGACGUCAUGUUGCAGCGCAGAAAAUUGGCCUUGAUGACACAGUUGGAAGGAGAAACCGACUUGAAUUUCAUUAGCCGAGUUGGAACAACUGCCCGACUCUGUGACUUUGGCGAAGAAAAGGAGUUCGAUGAGAUUGUGGCUACCGUAGCAGGGCAUGCUAGAAGCAAGGAGGUACGAGUUACGGCCCUUCAGAUGCUGAACAGCGGCGGCACACUCACCGAUCUUAUCGAUAAGAUUCGCCAUAUCGAAGCGGUUCGAAUCAACGAAGAAUAUUACGAACAAAAGCAUGGAAAGCAGGAGCCCGUCGUUAUUGCACAGGUGGGUGCCACCUACCUUGGAAACAGCGGAUCUCGAAGACCCUUCAACAGACGCGGACCGCAAGAACGUAGGAUUCAAGCAGCAGGAUCAAAGAGGAGCCCAUUCCGUCCGGGUCAACGUCGUUCUGACAAGCAAUCGACUACGGGAAGCGAAACUGGUCGUUACAAUCGUUCCAUGGCUCCGAACCUGUCUUCUGGCCAACGGUGCUGGCGGUGCUCCAGUUUUUAUCACGCGCCGUCCGAAUGUCCAGCAAAAGAUAAGGUGUGCAGGAACUGCGGUCGAGUUGGCCACUUUCAAAGGGUGUGCCAGUCCAUUCCAGCCGUUCCAUCAACGUCAACACAACCAUCAGUGUCAACGGAACAACCGCGUAUUUCGGCCGUGGCGAAAAGUGAUGGCGAUGAGCAAUCAGCGAAUGACUGGGAGCCUAGGCAGGAACACGUUGAGCCUCGUGUUGACCAAACCCUCUCCAUCAAUGUAUCCGCCAGCGAGACCAAAGAAGAAAUCGGCAAGGAUAACUUCGCACUGAAAACUGAUUUCCGCGUAGCACUUCAGGGAAUGCUAGUAAGCGAUACAUGCUGUCAGGUAGAUCCUUUUCUGCUAGCAACGGUCGGUAAGGUAAAUGAAGGGAUCAUUCGGUGUGAAGUAGCGGGUAUGAAAUGUGAUUUUUUGAUCGACUCGGGAGCACAAAUCAAUACGUUUACGGAGGAUCUUUUCAAAGCGUUGAUGGCCGAUGAAGACUGCAGAGAGAAUGUUUACAACAUUCAAGAAGGGUCUGAUUGCUUGGUUCGUGCAUAUGCAUCUUCUGGAAACAUCACGAUUAUUGCGAAUUUCGAAGCAUAUUUGUACAUCAGCAAUGACAGGCCCGUUCACAUCGAAAAAUUCUACGUGGUUCGAGAGCUGCGGUCUCUGUUGAGUCGAGCUACGGCAAACCGGUAUUGCGUCCUAAUGCUGGGCCUGGAGGUACCUGUGAAACCAGAUGUCCAAUUCGAACGUAUGGCAGCCAGUAUCGAUGUUGAGCGAGACCUGCGUGUUGCUUCUGUGACUUUCGAUGGAGUGUUCCCGAAGUUCAACGUUCCACCUGUCAGGAUUUCGUACAACAAGAAUGAGGUUCCCUGUAGAAACAUUUUCAUGAAUAUUCCUCACGCUGUGAAGCCAAUGGUUGAACAAAGGUUACAGCAGUUGGUCGAAGCCGAGAUAAUUGAGAGAGUGUCCGAGGAUAUGGAUACAUCUUUCUGUUCCUCCAUGCUCGUUGUACCCAAAGGAAAAAACGACAUCCGGUUGGUGAUAGAUUUGAGAGGACCAAAUCGCUAUAUCGACAGAACGCCGUUUCCGAUGCCGACGCUAGAGAAGAUCUUGGUGGAACUUGAUGGAGCUACAUGGUUUUCCACAAUUGACUUGUCCAACGCUUUCUUCCAUAUCGAACUGGAUAAAGAUUCCCGUCACCUGACGAACUUUUUUACGGAGUUCGGUAUGUACAGAUUUGUCCGAUUGCCAUUUGGGCUUUGCAACGCUCCAGAUAUUUUUCAAGAAACCUUGCAAAGGCAAAUUCUUGGAGGUUGCCUAGGGGUGAAGAACUAUCUGGAUGACGUCUUAGUCUUCGGAAAGACAAAAGAAGAGCAUGACGCCAAUCUGGAAGUUGUCUUAUCUCGCCUGCGUGAGCAUAACGUUUAGCUCAAUGAAUCUAAGUGUGUUUUUGGUAGUAACUGCGUAAAAU
Molecule: messenger RNA, 3166 nt
Organism: Aedes albopictus (Asian tiger mosquito)
Lineage: Eukaryota; Metazoa; Arthropoda; Insecta; Diptera; Culicidae
Exons: 3
Coding region: 379-3123 (914 amino acids)
Molecular function (GO): zinc ion binding; nucleic acid binding
Source: RefSeq, a predicted model, not a curated record